AUGAGCGAACUCGGUCCACUGGUAGGCGCACGCCGCAGACCAAGCGACGGCCCUUACGGCCAAGUCGACCUGCACGGCGAGUUCUUCGGUCGACCGCCUUCCGUGCGGAAACCAGAAGAAGUUGAAAACGGAGAGGAAGAGGUAGAAGAGAGCCAGGCAGAGGGAGGACAAGACGGCCGCCGUGUAGAGCCGGAAUCGGCCGCCCUGAGUGAUCUUGUUGGACCUCCCGUGGCGGCAGAUCCUGCGAGACCAGACGACGGAGAGGAACAGCAGCAGCCCAAGGUGGCACGACGCAGACAGCCCACGCAGGAAGAAGGGCUCCGGUAGGAAGCCCAUGGCUCGACCCUUCUCCGACAGAGAUGAGAGGGAGGGAAGAAUCCGCGGCACGGAGUCGUCCCCUCGCCUCUGCACCUCCUGAAAGUGGGAGGUGGAGGAGGAGGCGGGGGUGAUUAA
Messenger RNA from Spirodela intermedia, 453 nucleotides. The record is from the annotation of a GenBank genome assembly. NCBI's taxonomy places the organism in Eukaryota, Viridiplantae, Streptophyta, Magnoliopsida, Alismatales, Araceae.